Molecule: messenger RNA, 1899 nt
Organism: Vicia villosa (hairy vetch)
Lineage: Eukaryota; Viridiplantae; Streptophyta; Magnoliopsida; Fabales; Fabaceae
Exons: 1
Coding region: 18-1325 (435 amino acids)
Source: RefSeq, a predicted model, not a curated record
UAUCUAAUUCCUUAGAUAUGAGUUCUGUUCAAAUCCUUUCCUCCACCGCAAUUCAUGCACCAAAUCACUCUAAUCAUCAUACAAUCGAUCUAAAUCCAUGGGAUCUACAAUUCCUAACAUUUGAAUAUAGUCAAAUGGGUUAUCUUUAUCACCAUUCUAUCAAUCUAGACACAUCAAAUCAAAUCCAACACCUUAAACACUCUCUUUCCUCUACCCUUGAUUAUUUCCAGCCUCUUGCAGGUCGGCUCAAUAUCACACAACAUGAAAAUGAUCUUAUCUCUUGUUCUAUCAUGUGCAACAAUAAAGGUGCACUCUUUGUUCACGCUCUAGCUAAAAAUAUUAGUGUUGUCGAUAUUCUUGAACCCACUUAUCUUUUUAAUAUUCAUCACUCGUUUUUUUCAUUGAAUGGAGUUUUUAACUAUGAUGGAAUGUCACAACCAUUACUUGCCGUUCAAGUCACAGAGUUAAUUGACGGCAUCUUUAUUAGCGUGACAAUCAACCACGUGGUUGGUGAUGGUAAUUUGUUUACCCAUUUUACGAAUUCAUGGGCGAGAAUCUCCAAAGGUUCUUUGGAAUUAUCCAAACUUCCAAUAUUUGAACGUUGGUAUCCAAAAGGUAUCGAAUGUCCUAUUCGAUUUCCUUUUGCAAUAGUGUCACAAAAUAAUCACUCUAAGAAUGAUCAUAUCAUUCCCCCAAUGAGAAUGUUUCAUUUCACAAAAGAGAAUAUUGCAAAACUAAAAUUCAAAGCCAACUUAGAGGCUGGUACAACAAACAUAUCUUCUUUUCAAGCCCUUUUCACUCAUAUUUGGCGUUCUUUUAUACGUUCUAAAAAUCUUGACCUACAAACAGAAGUGCAUUUUGUGUUGGAUAUAGGCGUUAAACAAAGAUUGAUUCCUCCUUUGCCAGAGAAUUAUUAUGGUGUUGCUGUGAUAGAAUGUGUGGUUACCAUGAAAGCUGGUGAGUUGUUGGAAGAUGAUGGAUUGGGAAAAGGUGCAUUGAAGAUGAAUAAGAUGAUUGCUUUGCACUCUGAUGAAAUGUUAAGGAGUCAUUAUCAAAAUUGGUCAAUAACACCAAAUUUUGUCAUUACUCCUGAUGAUGUGGUUAAUAACAAUUCAUUGGUGAUUGCUAGUUCACCUUGGUUUGAUUUUUAUGGGAAUGAUUUUGGUUGGGGAAAACCUUUAGGAGUUAUAAGUGGGUAUGCGAGUAAAAGAAAUGGGAAGAUUUUUAUGUAUGCAGGUGUAGAUAAAGGUAGUUUAGAGAUUGAAGUGUGUCAUCCUUAUGAAAUUUUGGAGGCAAUGGGAAAUGAUUCCGAAUUUAUGAUGUGACCACCUAGUGUUCUUUCUAAUAUAUAAUUAAUGAUAAUCUUUGAUGUACCAUUUUAGUUCAAAGGCUUUUAAUUUUGUAUUUGUAUAAGAAUAAAAAUGAGGCUGAAAUCUUAUGCCUUUGUAUUUGUGUAAGAAUGAAUAAUGAGGCUGAAAUUUGAUGUCUUGUUACAUUAAUUUGCUAUUAUCUAUCUCAAAUUUUCCCCGCUACAAGGGGAAGAUUAUAAGCAUCCCUCAUAUCUGUGGUACUCCACAGGAACCUUUUUGAAAAUCUGUGUAAAAGAUAAUGUGUGCGAAAGAAAAGGUUUGUUUGAAUUUUUAAAAUAAGCUCGGCAAGACAUUACGUCUUGUGCCUACAUACGUCCUCAGUAAAAUGGAGAAGUCAGAGCUAUUGUAGUUCCACUUAAAGGGGGAAGAUUUCUAAAAAGUAUAAACACUUUAUCAUCAUUGUCAUACCCCAAUUUUUGACCCUAAGAUCAUACAUCAAUUGCAUUUUAAUCAUCAAUCAAGAGUACUGUUGUGAAGUUCUAUCUUUGAUACUGUGUCUAUCUCUGAGGGGAAUCAUCAAGCACUUUUA